UAAUAAAAAAAUUUAGAAACCAAAACAUAAUUUUCCAAUGACAUUCUUCAUAUAAAAAAAAUUAGGUACCAAGUAAAAUAUAAAAAGUACAGGUACCCAACUGUAAUUUUUCAUUUGGGUCAAAUGGAAUGAAUUAGUUGGAUAUUUAAGUGGAUGGAUUGGAUUAUAUAUUGUCACCUCUAAAUGCAUUAUAUCAUGCUCUUAAUGAAAUAUAUAUAUAUGCUCUAAUAUACUUUGAUAAAUCAGAAUUACCGAUCAUUAUUUUUUGAUUAAAUUGAUCUUAUGGUUUGAGUUUAGAAAUUAGGGUCUAGUGUUCACUUAGUAAAAUUUAGUAUAUAAUAUCAUGCUCCAAACAACAAUGAAUUCUAGGUCUAAAUAGCCAUACUCACUAUGCGUAUGAUAACAUACGUUUAUUGAUUUCCACUAUUUAGGUCAUGAGUUAACCCAAAUUUGGAGCACUAUACUAUAUGCUAAGCUCUAAUGGAUCAGCCCCAAACAAUGAUUUCUAAACACAAACCACAAAAUCCAUCUAUGAAAAAAAUUAAUCAACGGGUUUUAUUCGUCCAAGUAUAUAAAAAUACAUCUAGUAGGUUUGAUGUGAUUCUCGAGCUGCAAUGAGGAAGAGAAUACCUGACCAUGCAAGAAGCAGGUGCCCGACUGGGAAUCCGAAAUGGCGACCGGAGAAUUGGUCUAGAAGGACCCCCGACCAGUGUUGUUAAAUCCCCAACCAGGGAAUUGAGAUUGGGGAUUUGGCCCUGACGAAUUAAACUUCAUUUUUAUUUUAGGAUUCUUUUUCUGUACUUUCAUUAGUUUUAUUUUUCAGACCUAUUUAAAGGGUUGUAAACUCUGAUUUGAGAGAGAUUAGACUUUGAUUAAUUAAAAAAAUCUUUGGUUCAUUGAGCCUAAUGCUUGUGAAUUUUUCUCUCAUUGUUGGUGGACUCCAAUCGCGUUAAGUGUUGUCUCUGUAUCAAUCAGGUAUUCCUCUUGAUUAUGGUCAAGUUUCUAGCCUUAUAUUGUUCGAGCUUUCUCCCGGGUGUGAGAUUGCACGUCAAUUCCGCCAUAAACUUUACUUUUUUGUGUUGUUGAGAGAAAUUUGAGAAAACCCUAAAAUGAUUGUGACUACGCGACUUUGAUAAAAAAAAAAUCUAGGCAUUUACGAGCUCACAAUCUUAUCAGGUGGUAUCAGAGCUCCGGUUCAAACUCAGCAGCGAAGAGAAGGUCAUUUAUUUUCAAUAUCUGUAAUUUUGUUUUCUUUUAUUAUUGAAAAAGGCAAAAGAAAUUGUGAUUUCGGUUACUGUUCAUGAGAAGAAAAAAGUGGAAAAGUUUUUCAUCAGCCACAAAGUUGAACGUGAGUUGAAAGAAAAGAAAAGAGCGCAAAGAAUACAUAGAUGUCUUGGAUUUUUAGUUUGUGUAUUUCCGGUUCAAAUCAAUGGCAACGAGAAGAAGGCCGCGAAGAGCAAACCAUAGAGCCAAACCUUGCAGACGCAAUGAAACAGCUUGCAGCACAGAUGGCUCAGGUGGGAGCUAUGCUUCAAACCAUGGUUGAACAAAUAUCGAGUUCGAGUUCUCCGGUUCAACAGAGAUCCAAUUCUGAUGAAGUCGAUGCUGAGCUAGAGGAUGAGUCGAAGGAUGAAGCCAAUUCUAGCAAGUGCCUUAAAGACAACGGAGUGGUUUCUCCAACCACAGGCAUUCCAGAACCAUAGAAGGAAGAUGGAGAAUUCUACUAGAUGGUCGUGGUGGGAAAGGAGCAUAUAGCUUAUCUCAAUCCUUUUUACAACUUUUGUGACGAUGAAUUCUCGUGCAGGAGACUUCAAGAUUUGAGCUUUGGUAGCUUGCUUUGGACGACUGAUUGUUGUGAAGGCAAGAGGAUAGACUGUUGUUGCUUGAGUCCAGUGAAGGAUGGAGAUUUUGGACGAGGAUCUUCAAAUUUAGAUGCCUUGGGAGCAACCAAUUAUGUUUGGAAACCUAACUAGAGGUUUCACGGAAACAUUCAUGUUGAUUUGAGCUUCGAAAGUCAUGAUUUGGAGCACAUGUUUGAUCGGGUGUUUGAGCUCUUGACUCUGUGGGAUUGCGGAGGAUAUUUAUUCUUUCUUGGUGAUGAUUAUACAUGAAAUUUCGUUUGGAAACCGACUCUAAAACUUUGAGGGCAAAGCUUCUUCAACGGAGAGGGCCUGAUGUGAUUCCCAACCGGCAAUGGAGAAGAGCAUACCCACCCCAUGCAAGGAGCAGGUACCCGCCCGGGGAUCCGAAGUGGCAACCGGGGAAUUGGUCCAAAAGGACCUCCGACCAGUGUUGUUAAAUCCCCGACCGUGGAAUUGAGACUGGUGAUUUGGCCCUGACGAGUUAACUUCCUUUUUCGUUAAGGAUUUUUUUCCUUUUCUGUACUUUAAUUAGUUUUAUUUUCCAUAUCUAUUCAAAUGGUUGUAAAAAAACUCUUCUAUUCAUUGAGCGUGAUGCUUGUGAAUUUUUCUCUCGUCGUUGGUGGACUCCAAUCACGUUGAGUGUUGUCUCUGCAUCAAUCAGGUAUUUUUCUUGAUGGUGGUCGAGCUUCUACCUUUAUAUUGUUCGAGGCUUCUCUCAAGUGUGUCUAGCAUUGAUUUUUUGUAUGUAAUACUAAUCAAUAGGGCCUCAUUGGUAAGUGCUACCCUUAAAUUGACCCGAGUCCCUUAGUAUGGGAGGACUCCAUGAUUAUUCGUUCGCCGGUUUGCGAAGUCAAAACUUUGGUAGAUAGGGAUCCCGUCAAAACUUCUUUUGAGGAAUGGGCCAGACCUGGUCCCGGAACUAGUCGGAUGAAGUUGAAAUUUUCUUUCUUAAAAAAAUGGAUAAAAGAAGAAAAAAAACCACCCUAACCGUGCUUGCAGUUUUCAUUGCACACGGAUUACACGUCAAUUCCGCCCUAUCUUUUACUUUUUUCGUGUUGUUGAGAGAAAAUUCAGAAAACCCUAAAAAGAUUGUGACUGCACAAGUUUGAUCAAAAGAACCUAGGAUUUCACAAGUUCGGGAUCCCAUCAAGGCUUGAAUGUAAACUUAUAUUAUACGCCAGACGUACACUAGCCUUUGUCAUACAUAUCGGUCAAACUGUCAUACUGUUUAGAGUAACGAUACUCUUAAAUACUUCUAGUGAGAUAUAUUUUUUAGAUCAUAUGAAUUAAAUCGAGUUCGUUGUAUCAUAUUAUAUCAUAACGUCUAAUGAAUGAAUAGUGAAUAC
Linum trigynum is the source of this 3208-nucleotide messenger RNA. The record is from the annotation of a GenBank genome assembly. NCBI's taxonomy places the organism in Eukaryota, Viridiplantae, Streptophyta, Magnoliopsida, Malpighiales, Linaceae.